AAUUACAUUACAGGAAACGCUGCUAAUUAUGUGUUGAAUUGGUGUCAUAAAUUGUUUAGAUUAAGUAACGUUGACAAUUGGAUAUAAUUUGUUUUUUAGCUGAAAUAAAAUGUCCCUAAAUACAUGUAACUCUUUGGGAUACUGUUAUGGAAAUUCAUUUUGUGUUCCUGUUGGUGUUGAUAAAGAUCAAGAUGAAUACACCAUUCAAGAAGGAUGGAUUGCGGGCGCUUUUUUUCUUGGUCUAUUGAUAGGGGCGGGAAUCAUUUUAAUUCUCGCGAAACCCUUUCUCAAUGCACUAGAAAAGAAAAAAGUUCGUUGAUUUUCUAAACGCUCACUUAGAAAUUAAUGAUGAUUCGUAUGAUUUAUGUCAUAUUUGGGCUAAUUUUAAGGACGGCUGCCUCAGCGUCUUUUGGGUGUUUAUUAUAGUUGCAGUGAAUUAGGGUUUAGGGAUCGAUUUAGGGUUCAGGCUAGGCAUGCGGCAUAGGGAUCGAUUUAGGGUUAGGCAUAGGGAUCGAUUUAGGGAUAAAUUCGUGAAAUUCGAUAAAAUAGUGGCAGUCCUCCUUAACAUUUACCCAUAUUUUUUUAGGCAGUUUAGGCCUAUACUUUUAUAUUAAUUAUGGCAUAUCACUAUUUAUCUUUUCAUAAAUCUAUUUUUAUCUAGCAAUUUGAUAGGCACUACUGAUCAAAUUAUCUUAAGAAUACUUAGAUAAUAAAUACAAUUUUAUAUUUAACACAACAGUCAACAGUGUUUAUUUUGCAUGUGUAGGCACGUAAUCUCUAUUCUUUGAUAAUUUUCAAAUGCCCUACCUGUGUUACUGGCUAUUACUAUAAUUUUAUAAUACCGGUAACCAUAACUAGGGCCUAUAGUCUAUAUAAAGUUAUAUAUUAAUUUGAUAUAAUGGGAGUUUUAUUAAUGAGCUCAAUAACUCAAUACAUUUUUCUUUUUACCUUUAAAAACCAAGAGCAUUAUGUUGGCCUAAUAAUAAAUAAUGAAUUGUUUUCAAAAUUACUUUAAAUUUUAGCAUUAUAAUAAUGCAAUUUCUGUUUAGCGCCAAGAUGAAGAAAGGCUUCUGGACAUGGCUGGAAAUUCCAAAAUCAAAGAGACAAAAUCAGUUCCAGUUCAAGGCUGGGUAUAAUAAAUCUCUUUACUUUAUUUAUAUAUUUUAAAACUGUCUUAUAUUAUAAAAUAAUAUAUUAUUUUAAAAUUUUAUUUUAUUUUUAUACUUUACGUUAUAAAAAUAAAAUAAAAUUUUAAAAUGUGUAAAAAUAUGAGUCAAAGACUUUCUUUUAAACCGAUUUUCCUCCUUGUGUCCCCUUCUCUGAAUAAUAAGAACUUUAACUUUAAUCACACUUAAGUGUGCUAACAGCCGAUAAUUUCAGAAACACUGGUACAAGAUAUUUCCCCCUUCAUUAUUGGUGUCUUAAAAUAUUACUCAAAUUUUUUAGUUUCAUUAAUUUGAAACCUGUUCAUGGAAAUAAACCAUGUGUGAUAUUUUUUUCUAAAAAUAAAAUAUGAUUUUAGUAACUUCUAUUACCUGGUACUGUCACUGUUAACAGAUUGAUAAAGAAAAUGGAAAAGCUCUCAAAGGCAAAAAAUCUUUCAAAGUAAGCAGGUUUUGGAGGAAAAAGCAUAGUUUAUCCAAUCUAAAUGAAAAAGAAAUUGAUGAGGCUAAAGAAGGAGAUGUGGAUCCUGCAUGGUCAAGGGGAAUGGUUGAUGUCAUGCAGCAGACAACAAAGUAAGGACAAUUCGAUGAGUAUAAUAGCUUCUUUAGAUGCCUAAUACCACUUUUUAUCUUUCAAAACUUUUAAAUUUCAAUUAAUUAACUCUCAUUUAAGCAGGGUAUUUUUGUAUUACGGUACCGGUAUGAGCAAUUAUUGAAUAAUUUAAAGUGUUUUAACAAAAAAAUAGAAUAACAGGUUUUACAUUGGAUUUCCGUCCACUUGAUUUCUGUCCUUCUGGUCUUUGCUUGUGUGAGAAACAUGUGCCCACCUUUUUUCUUUUCUUUCACUUUCUCAAAAGGAAGGAUAUUUAUAUAUUAUUUACAUCAAUUUUAUUAGUUUUUCUGUUGUACUGAUGAAGGCAAAGUUCUUAAUUUGGUAUUUAUCAAUUAAGGCUUACCUAUACUGUUUUAUUUACAAAAUUUGUGUGUGUUGUAUUAAAAGCAUUAUCGUGGUACAAACCUUUUUUUUUAAAAAUAAUAAAGUUCUUCUCCGUGUUCAAUUUUUUUAUCAAUAAUGGACAUAGGCAAAUUUUUUACUAUUAUUUUAAGAUGAACUAGAAACUCACAUAUAUUUUAAAAAUAGAUUAUCUAUGAAAAUAAUUUAUAAUUAUAUCCAUUGAUUUUACAGCAGUAAUUCAGAGGUAGAAAUGCUUGACCAAGAUAUGGCAGCAAUCAUAUCUAUGGAAAGGUCCUUGGAGGAAGAAAAGGAAACAGUAAUAAAACUCAAUUCAUUACAAAUAGAUACAUUGUAGAAAUAAUGCAUUUUAACAGUAUGUUAAUCUGUAUUUUGAAAAAAAAAUUUACUUUGGUAGGAAAUGCACUGUUACAAUUAACUUUGAUCUUGACUAAGCCUUUAUUUACUUCUAUUUUAGACAAGUAUACUUUCAAUAGUAAUCUAAAUAAAAACCAUUGCAUAAAUAUUAAAUGCAGCCUGAGCCUUCUUAGUGUGUGCGUUCUGCCAGUGGGACAUAACCUGCAGAUUGCAAACUCAAAAUGACCAUGAUGACUUAUUAUUAUUGUGACACAGUGAAAUAUUUUACAUAGGCGGUGUAAAACUUUGCCACUACAUCAUUACCAGUAUAUAAUAUUUCAACAUAUUUUCAAAUCCUUCAUUGUUUACAAAUCCAGCCAUUUGGAAAGGAAAUUAAUUUUGUCUAAAGGUUGUGCUAUUGAUUUCUCCACUAUUUAGCUGUUGCUGAAAACUUUGGCAAUGAUUCUAAAAAAGAAGGCAGAGAGAAGGGGUGUGACACAAAACUUCUGUAUUAACUUCAUGAAAAAAACAGAAGAAGAUAUUAAAGAUUUGACAAAGAUGAUAGAAAGGGAGAAGGAAGAAGCUGAGGAGGUAAUGUAAGGCUGUGUUAAAAGUGUAGACAUUUCUCAGAUUAAAUAACAUACCAUUGAGCACUUUCAAAGCAUACUCACUAAGAAUUCUUUUAAAAUGAAAUUUUUAGAUACUUUUUAAAAAAAAAUUUAUUACCGUACUUUUAAAAAAAAAUUUUAUUCAAAAUUAUUCAAUUAUAUACAGAUACAAGUAUUUACAGGAAAAAUUACCGAAGUGUUAACUAAACAAAGUUUUACAUCAUGUGCUAAAAUAACUUAUUGACAUAAUAGUAAUAGUUACUGAAAUUCUAAUUAAAUAGUGUGUACUAUAUUAAACAUUUGUUUCUAUUAUGAAUUAUUUAACAUGAUGUAUCAAUGAAUUGGAAUUCUAAACAAAUUAUUUGAAUGUAUUAUUCUGUCAUUAUAUUUUCUUAAAUUAUGUUUUGAAUUAUGUUUUGUAUUUUAAAUCUAAAAAGUGUUUCUAAUGUAAUGUUUGUGUAAUUAUGUUUGUGAAAAAAAGCCCUUAAGUCUGUGGUGCCACACAUUUUCUGUAUUGUGAAAGUAAUAUUAGACUUAUUGUGUGCUGUGUCUUGUUUUUUUAUGCUGGUAUUGUGUUUAGUGUUCUAGUUCGGUCUACAUCUACUGGGUGAACUGUACCUGCUUGUCAUCAUCAUCAUGUCCCUUAGUUCUUGGACCGUUGGGGUGCCACAGAUGACAUGUGAACUAUCCUCCUCCAUUCGUCUCUGUCUUCUGUACUAUGCAUAGCAUUGCCCAGUGUUAGUCCUGUCCACUCUUUGAUGUUAUCCUCCCAUCUUUUUCUUUGUCUUCCUCUUCUUCUGCCUCCUCUUGUGGUGCCCUGCAAUAUUUCUUUGGCAAGCCCUUGUUUCCUUGUUACGUGGCCGUACCAUUGUAGUUUGUGUUUUUUCGCAGUCACCAGUAGGUCAUCGUACUCCCCAUUGCCUGGCAAACCUGCUAGUAUGAUUUUAAGUGUAGAUUUAGUCUGUAAUAUUGUGUUGCAUGUCAAAUAUAAAUGGUGUUCUGUCUCAUCAGCCCCUAUCCUGCAGAGUGGACAUUUUAUGUGCCUUAUUCUGUCCUUGUAUGGUCUUGAUGAGACUGGUGUCAUGUUGUAUAAGAGUCUGUAUGUUAUUUCCUUGUCUUUAUUUUAUAUUUCUUUAAUGUGUAUAUUUUUAAAUGUAUUCUUAGUGUUUAUUGUUCCAUAAACAUGUGUCCAUUGUAUCCUAUUGUAGAGUGGUGAUGCUUGUCUUAUAUACUUGUAUAGAGAGUUUUUUGUGUGUUUUUUUUAACAAUGGAUGUGAAACAUCCUAUCAUAAAUUUAAAAUAAACUUAUUCAAUAUUGUUUCAGAAAAUUCGCAAUGACACAAAGUUUGUCAAAGAUAGUGAGGGACUUGAAACUGAAAUGCAGAAAAUACACACUCACUUUAACAAUAAAAAGGUAAAUUGUCAGAUGAAACAUUUAAAUUCUCCUCUUUACUUAGUAUUAAACUUAAAAAAUUAUUGAUAGAGUGUAAAAUUAUGGUUAUAAUAUUGCAUAGUCUUAUUUCCCUUGUUGAUUGUAAUUUCCCUUAAAAAAUUUCCUUCCUAACAUUCCUCUCUGCCAGAGCAAGCUUCAGAGGGAUUACAGAGAUAAAUUAAGGCAAAGCCUUCUUCUAUCAUCUGGCAUGUCAGAAUCUGAGAUCGAUGAGCUUAUAGAGAAACUCAUGAACAACAUGGCAGUCAUAGAAGAAAAAAUAGGGAAUGAGCAGGCUCGUCAGAGAAGAGUAAUUAUUAUGAUAUUUUAAAAAAUGAAUCUUAAAAUAAGUGAUAAAAUCUUACAUAGUCAAUAAUUGACUUAUUAACUAAUAAAGCUAUUUUAUUAGGCUAACAGCCAAAUUUAACAGUUUUAGGUGUUUAGUUACUUUAGAAGAUGAUGCUCUGAAGUAAAUUACCUCCCUAUUAACGGUUUAGCAGUAUUUCUCAGAAUUAAAAAAACAUCACUACUUCUACUAUUUUCACGAAUUAAUUAUAGACCAAUAGGUCUACAUAUAGAAAAAUAAUAUCAUGCUAUAUUCAGCCAAAUAAUAGGCCUGAUACAAUUUUUUUUUAAAUGUCUAAAGGCUGUGGAACAAAGACUAGCAAAGAGAAAACGAGACAUGCAAUAUAGAGAGGUUACAGCAAGAGAGGCUGAAACUGAUAUAGAAGCCAGAGUGGACACUUUGAAAAAAUUAUUGUCAAAAAAACUCAAAGAAGACUCAAAUCAAGGAACUCAGAUGGAUAGUAUUAUCUCAGACUACAGUGAUGAACUUAACAUUAUUCAUAGAUUCCAUUCAAAAGGUAAUUUUUUAGAAUUCUUUAACAAAUGAAAUUUAGGUUCAUCCCUUGCUUUUAGACAUUCACUCGUUUGUUUUAUAAAAUUGCAUGACAUCUUGAUUGCUGUCCUCACUGGGGUUUUCUCAGUCUUUGACUUUCCAAAGGCACAUACAAAGCAGAGAGUCUGAUUAUCUCAUUGGUGUGGUCAUUUAGGUUUAAGCUGAAACCAGUCCACUGGAAUGCUUCAUCCAUGUCAUAUAGACACCUGGCUGUCAAAAUCAUUUUUGCAAUGCACAUACACACAAUUACUGAGGCCUUUUAUUGUUGAGGUUAAAUGUUUCCUCUUGUGAUACUUUCCAGAUUUUGAUGACAAAUGCUCAGAAAAGUAUGAUCUUUUACAAAACUUUAGACUCAGCAGUUUCUUUAAGUUGAUGAAAAAACAAGAGAAAGAGAAGGCAAUAUUUCUUCAAACUGCAGACAAAACAACAAAUACUGUUGAAUUUAACAAGGUAUAAGUAUUAGCUCAAUAAACUGAAUCUGUUUAUGUAUAAAAUCAGAUAACAUAAAUUUGUAAAAAAAAUUCAGUUUUAUAUUUUUUAUGUUUUGAAUUAUUAAAUCGAAGUGGCCAUUCGGACCUGGGUCCCAGAAGUAAGAAGUUGGGAUUUAAAAAAUAUUAAAAAUAUUAUUGUAGGGUCCGAAUAGCGGCUAUGCGUGUCUGGGUCCCUGUAGACUAAAUGCUAUUUGGAUGUCAUUUGUGAUAGUUUAUUUUAUUAAACUGAAGAAGUUAACAAAAAUAUAGUCCAUUCAAUUAUCUUUCAUUUGAUACCUAAUUUUGUCUUACAAACCCUACAAUAAUAUUUUAAAUAUUUUGUAAUAAACCCAACCUCUCGCUUUUGGGACCCGGGUCCCAAUAGCCGCAGCCUUAUUAAAUAUUAGUCUUUGUAGAGAAAAAAAAGGUAUACCUUUUCAGAAAAAAACAUUCCAUCUGUGUUUAGUGAACGUUCAUGAGUAGUUUUAAAUAACAAAUAUUAAAUUUUUAUUUAUUACUUUAAGGUAUUAUGAAGAAAUAUUUGAUUAUAACUUUUUAAAAUGAAGUAAUAAAAGUGUUUCUUUAAAUUUAAUGGUUUAAAACAAAUUAUGAAGGGUAUUGCCAGAGCAUUGAAUUUUGAACACAGGUCAAACAAAUUUCAAACAACUUAUUUCCUUUAUAACUACCGGUAUUUUAAAAAGCACCAUUAAAAUAAAUUUAAUAUUAUAAUUAUGAUUUUAAUGAUUUUGAAUGAUGUAAUUUCUGAUCAUACAUAUGUAAAAUAUUAGGCUGUAAUUUUUUUUAAAGCUUUGAAUCUGAAGAUCAAAGUAAUUUUUUGUGAUUUUUUUAAAAUGUUUUUUUCCUUUGAUAUUGCUAAAAAUGCUGCUAUUGCUAUGAUGAUUCCUCCUAACAUUAGCUUUUUUUUUACCCCAUGUGGCUUUUUAUUGGCAUCCGUCGGAGGACGAAAUCCACAUCGCCUGGGAUUAUACUUCAAGGAUUAUAAGCUGGUUCCCAACAGCAAAUCGCCUCUCUCCACGCCGCUGAGUAACCCAAGGGAACAUCAUUGGAUGAUACAGCUUGGCACCAGUGACGUUGCAGGAGUUGUCGGAAUGUUUCAUUGUAUCAAUGUUAUCCACCUUUCGGGACUCCAUCUCCGGGUUUGAUUUCAGAGUUUCUUUCUCUUAGAUGAGUUGCCAUCCAAGGUUAACGAGUCUCAUCUACCCGGAUGCUGGUGGUGUUAUUGCUUGACUGAGGUCUGGCUGGAAUUGAACUCCAGACCACCAACUUGAGAUUUGCUCAGUUUAGACCAUUCGGCCACCCAGCUAUGGGCAUGUUUUCUUGAUAAUCAUAUUGUAAGGUUUUAUGUGAUAAGAUAAAUCACUUUUUAUUCUUUUUCUGACUAGCUUUUUCAUGACUUGUUUAUUAAACAUCAUAUGGAACAAGAAGCCUUGUGUGGGGAACUGGACCAAAAGGAAAUCCAAGAGAUCUCCAAACUCAGACAGGUAUUACGUUAAAAUGGUAUUAUAUUUCAUACUUGCUAUCUGUUGCUGAGGGAAUGAAAUAAAUAACUCCUAAUUGUUGAAGUCUUUGGUGGACUCUGGUCACAAGUUUAAAAGAUGUAUACCGGUAUUAAAUUAAGUUACAGUCUGAAUUUACUUGAAAUAAUUCUACAUAGUGAUUUCACAGGUGAGUCACUUACAUUUGAUAUAAAGCAAUAAAUAUCAUUGUAAAAAAAGAAUACUCAAAGUAAGAUAAAAUCAACAUAAUUUAAUACUAAUUAUUUUUUUGCUUGGACUUAGCUACUCACUUAAAAAAAGAAUUUGAGUACUUGUAAUUAAUUAUAUUGUUGUGAGACAAAGAAGGUUAAAACCUGCUGGGUUUAGAUAAUAUUAAAAAUCAUGAGUGUUCAUAUUAUAAUUAUGUUGCUUCCUUAGAAUAUUUUAAAACUUUUAAUCUUACCAGACCAUAAACAACAAUGAAAACACAGCACUGGAUAAAGAGACAGAAAAGCUUGUGGAGAAAUUGGAAAGCCUAACUAAUCUAAAAUUUUCAGAGUCUGAAAAAAUUAUAAAAUCACACAAAGCACAAAUGUUAGAUUAUAAUGGUAUGAUAUUUGAAUAUAUUAAUUAUAGAAGUAUUAGAAGAUUUAAAAAUUAAGUUAAUUGUAAGCAAUAAAGUCAUCCAUGAUAUAAUUUAAUUUCCUAAUUAUUUUAAUUCUGGUAGGUAUAUUAACAAUAAAUGACUAGUUUAAAAAUAAUUUUCAGAUUUUAAUUAGUUGAUUUUUAAUUAUAUAGUCAAUAUCAUAGCUAGGAGUUGAUCAGGAUUUUCGUUUCCCCACUUCAGAUAAUUAAAUUGAAAACAUUAUUUAAGAAAAAGCAAAUUAAAUUUAAUAAAUACCAGAACAUUGUUUAAUUAAUAACAUAAUUCAUUUGAUGAAACAAAAUAAAAAAGACAUUGAUCUUUAAAAUUAAAAAAAUAAUUACAUCAUUGUAGUAAUUAUAUUGUUUUAAACCCUCGAAGAAACAGACUAUUAAAAUGGUGUGCAGCAGUGCAACUCUAAUAUUUAGAAACAUAUUUAAUUUCUACACAAUUUUACCUCAAAUUUGACCUUUUUUAAUUUUGUAUGGCAUUUUUUACUUAGGGGCGGGGCCAUCCUUAACUGACAUUUUUACACCUCUUAUCAACAAUUUUAAAAAAUUUAUCACAAAAUUUAGACCCCUCAUGUUAUAUGAUAUCAGAAAUUUGUGACCCCAGCAUCCUCCUCUAGCUGUGUGAUGUCUUUUGCUAAUUGCCCCUUAUUUCAACAUACAAACUAUGCAAAUUAUAGAUUGGCUUUAUUGUAACUUUGGAUGUGCCCUGCUCACAACAUCUCUAUUCCACUGUUUAUAAAGUCAAGAAGCUUAUUAUAUUUUACUUUUUGUUAACACAGAAUCUUAAUAUUAUCAAGGAAAAUUUUCAAUUAAAUUUAAUAGCAAAAAAGCAGAGAGAGAAACAAGCAGUAAUGGCAAGACUACAAGAGCAACUUCUUCAACGAUUGGCAAAUGCUGAUGAAGCUGAAGCUCGGGACCAAAAAGAGCAAGAUCUGCUAAAAGAAGAACAGAAAACCACCAUAUCUAGAGUGCUGAGCACUAACAUGGAUCUAAAUGAAGAGUAAGAUGAUUUAGGAAAUAAUGUACAAACUAGAUCUAUGGAAUUUUCUUGAGUUUUUCCAAUGGCCAUGUCAUGGGGGAGGACAGCAUUUAGGUAACAUGGUAUGGUCUGCUAAGAGGGGGACAGAUGUAGCUACAGGUAGUCCUCCAUAACUAUUAUUAUUAUUGGUUAAAAUUUGCUCCAGUUGGAAGUUUGCUUUUGUUGCCCCCCAUCCCCUUAACCCAACCCACCCACACACACACCCCCCACCCAAAAAAAACAAAUGGUUCCAUUGCAUUCUUUGGAUUUACAUAAAUAACUGAAAAUAGGUGACCUAAAAUCUCAUCACAAUAAUUUACUAAUACUGUUUAAAUUAAAAAAUUAAUGUAAUAAAAAAGGAAAAAUGUGAUGUAUGACUAUUAUUAUAUUAUAUCCUCAGAGCUAAAAAUAGAAUUUUAAGAGAGCAUGAACGGAACAUGCAAGUCUUGUCAAACCAAUUGCUUGCAAGUAAAAUUAGACAACAGAAAAGGUUAGUAUGUUAUUCAAACAAUUUAAUGAUUUUCUAAAACCCAAGAGUAAAUAAGCAAAAAUCAAAUGAUCCUAUUUCAUUAUAAUUUUUACUAAGACUAAGGUAUCAAAAUUCCUGAUACCGUAUCUGUUCAUUUUUGUUUUACAAAUACGGUAGGCUAAUCAAUUUUUUUUUACAACCAAAUUUCUUUAUGACUUUACGGUCUGUUUUUGUCAAUAACAUCUAAAAAGUUAUUUAAAAUUGAGUCUUAUUGUAGAUCAUCUAACAAAUAAAAUGGAAAUGUGGUGUUCGUUAAUUAAAAAUACACAUCUUGUUUGAACACUCACAGUCAAAGUUCUAAAGUUAAAGUAAAUAUGCUUUGGUGGAGGAAAAAUUUUUGCCAUUGCCAUACAGGUGCAUAAAACUAUUUUAUUUUCUCAGUUUAGAAAUUAAACUUAAUCAAAGAAAAGGUCGUAUAGGAGAGCUUGAAAGACAGAAGCAAGAGUUGCAUAGGACAAAAAAAUCAAUGAAAGAGAAAGAAAUUGCAGACCUUGAAGCAGAUCUGGUAAAUUAAAAAGAUACAAUUUUAUUCAAACAUUAACAAAAUUCUUUCAUUUAUCUCAAUUAUUUUUUAUAAUAUCAAAAUCAAAUGAUUUCUUAAAAUAAAUUUUGAUGUCAUUUAAUUAAAUGAUUUUGAUCUAGGCCAGCAAAAUAGAGAAGGAAGAGUUGACACUUGAAGAGGCUAGGAAAUCAGCUGUAAUGGAGCUAAGACAACAACUUGCCCAGGAAACUGAGGAAGCACUAAAACUACAUGAUGAAGAAAUAAGUCUGCUAAUUGGGAGACUUCAGGUAAAAAAAAUAGUAACUUUAUAUAAAUGUUUUUUUUAAAACUUUAAAAUAAUCUAUUUUGAUCACAAACUCUAAUAUUAAUAUCAGAACCUUGGUACCGAUCCCUGGUACUUGUUGUGCAAAGGAAAAAUAAAAACCAAUGAUUUGCAGGCCUAUUGCCAGGUUCAGCAUGUAAAUUGUAAUUUAUGAUUAUGUACCGGGUAUUAAAAAAUGAAUAACAUUACCAAGUACUGUAUGGGGGCGUCCAUUAAUUACGUCAACAAUUUUAAAGCAAAUUUUUACACCCCCCCCCUCCCCAACUGUCAUACUUUCAAUGACCCCCCUCCCCCAAGUAAUUAUGUCAACAUUUCUGACCCCCGCCCCCAAAAAAAUGAAUUAAAUUAAAAAUAAAUACAUUUUACUUUGUGCUGAUCUAUUUUAAUGACACAAAAAUUGUACUACAAUUUGUAGGGAAAUUUUUUUAUUUUUAUGGCAUCUUUAGCUUAUAAUCAACAAGUUAAAAUUUUAUCUAACUAAAAUGAUAACUAUUUUAAUUUACAUUCAUUAAAUUUGUAAAAUAAUGUAAUAACAAGUCAAUUUUUAGGAUACAUGAUUGUUGGCGUCAACUAAUCUAACCCCCAACCCAGCCCCCUUUGUCAACAAUAGUCAACGUUUCCACCCCACCCUCACCUUUUUUGUUGACAAUUAAAGGACCACCCUUAUUGAAUAUACAGUCAGGAUAUACAGAUAAAAAUUAAGAGAGAAUUAUUUCUUUCUUUUUUUUUGUUUUGUUUUUGUGUACCCGUAACAGCAUCACUGCUUUUUUAACUUUAGAUUACAUUUUUAAUCCAAAUUACUGUAUCUAAAUGAAAAGCCUGUGUUAUAUUUUAAUAGAUCGGUCAGGCUAGAAGGAAAGCCAUUUUAGAGAAACAGGACCAGACUCUUAAACAGCUUCAGGUAUAUUAACUUUAUGUUAAUAAUUUUGAAAAUUACAUGGAACCUUCUUAAAAGAAUACCUUAACCAUUAAUAUGUUAAAGAAUAUAAAUAAAGCCUCAUAAUUUCUUUCAAUGGGGAUUAAUACAUAUUUUGGCUGAUGUAAGGAUUAUAUGCAGUAAUAUAAAAGCCAUUUCCUUUUAUAUAAAAAAUGUGUACCAGUACUUUCUAAAGUUUUUUCUUUUUUAAUUCAAAAAUCCAUUUGAUAAUUUUGUACAGUACCGCAGUUAAAUUUCGGUCAGUUACUAUUUAUCUGAAUUACUGGUUAAUCCACAAUAAACUUUAAAAGAUAUGAUUUUUAGUAUGCACUGGAUCUUUUACUUUUCAGGAUGAAUUGGAGAGAAGGGUUGCAGGCGGCUCCUCCUUACCUGCCUUAGUGACAGAUCAGAUAAUUAAGCAAUAUCACAACCAAGUGUCUCACUUAAAUGAACAGCUUCAGCAACGAAAGAAAAGACAGGAAACACUAAUACAGGAAAAGCUCAGUGCUAAGAAACAAAGAAUGGAGGAGUAAGCAGAACUCAGAUAAUUCUGUUAUGAAUAAUAAUAUAGUACCAGUACCAGAAGUAAGAUAUGUUAAUAUAUAUAUUGAGCAUCAUAAUCUAUAAUUCUUCAUUAGUAUUUUCAUGCAAACUUUGUGCAUAUUUCCUUCACUCAGGUAUAUAGAAACUCAACUUGAGGAAGAGGCACAAACAGAGUACACUUCAAGACAAAAGAGAGGGGCUGGGUAAGAACGUACCAGCACUUAAACUUAAUGGAUCUAUUGAUAAAUGAAAGAUUUUGAAGAAGACUAAAAAUCUUCAAUAUUAUUAUUAGAUUAUAUACCGGUAACAUAUUCUCAAAAAUGUCAUAAUGAAAAUAAUGAAAACUCAUCUAAAAUAUGGUACUUGUAAUUGUAACGUUUUUAAGAAUAUCAUCCUCUAAAAUAGUCCCUUGCUUUGAAACAUUUCAUACCUCAUUAAUUAUACAAGUUCACAACUACAAAAAACUAAAAGAUUGACAGUUAAUAAGUUAUUAUUAUUAUAGUAUAGCCUGUUCAAAACUCCUUGUUUUGUGAUCAGAUAUGCAAGUCUUGCUUUGAUGCAAACUUUUCUGGAGCAAAGGCAUGCAAAGGCCAUGCAGGAACUAGAUAUUGAAAUGCAAGCAGAGUUGGAGAAAGCCAAACGUGAUCUUAACUCAGAGCUGGAGUUAGAAUUAAAAAAGGACUUGGAGGUCAGUAGAAAGACUUGCACUUGCAGUCAAAACAAAUCAAAAUCUUAAUACCGGUAUUCUUUCUUUACCAUACCUUUUUCAUCAUUAUGAUUACUUUUUUAAAUUUGACUUUUUUUGCAUACGGUACCAUACCAGUAUGUAAAUGUAAUACCAGUAUAUGGAUGGCCCCUUAGACUUUGUACCGGUAUAUAAUUGUUUUAAUAUGUAUGAGUACAUUAGGUCAACCAGUCACAUUUUCUUAUAAAAGAAUCAUUUCAUUACUUAUUUUUGUAAUAGUUAUAAUGGGUUGUGGCAUAUAAUUUGAUUUAAUGCUAUAUUAUAAUAUAUACCAGUACCUGUAGGAGGUAUUGAGGAAAGUGCCACAAGGAUGGAUGAUUGAGAAAUGUUGAAGUUUUAAGAAGCUGUAAUUUCAGAUUGCCAUGUUCAUUUUUGUAAUGUACGGGUACCAGUAACUAAUGAUUUUUUGUACAGAUUUUGGUUCUGGGGCAUCAUCAUAUCAACCCUUUACCGGACCAAUACUUUUUUUAGGCACCCCUAUGGGUAUAUACCAGGUUACUAUACCGUACUAUGAUCUCAAACCACCCCCCCUCCUCCCAAAAUGUUUCCAGUACUGUACAAGCAAUUAAGACUACAAAACAUAUUAAGUUAAGUAACUGUACAUCCCACCAUUUGAAGACAACAGAACAUAAUCAUAUAGUCUCUAGGACUAGGACAGUGGCCUUAAGUUAGAGUACGGUAACUAAGACUAGGAAUGAAGGGGGCAUUCCCCUUCAAAUGGAGGUGCAACAUUUUUCUUCCAACUGCGUUUUUUUUUAGGCAGGGAGAUGGCAAAAAUUUUGUCAUGCAUGGGGCGUCACUAACCCUAGUUACGCAACUGCUCUGGGAUAUAGGAAAACUAGAAAAAGUUAGUAGUUAGUACUAUAACUAUUAAACUAGGGCCUCAAAACACCUGGUACUGCUUUUUUAAAUAGAUUUUUUGGUCCGGUUUUGACAGCAUAUGUUGCUGUGCUUAGUACUUUGAGCUUAUAUACUUAUAUUUUAUUAACCAUUUAUUUCAAAGUCUUAUUUGAAAAUUAAUUUUCUUUUCAGAUGGAACAUAAAGACUUUCUCUCUCAACUUGCUGGUAUAAGUAAAAUGCCUCAGAGUGAUCUGCAUAAUGCAGUUUCUGCAACUACAGCAGGUACCGGUAUAGGUUUUUUAAACUUGGAAAAAGAGUUUUAUCAUUACCCCAGUAUCUUAAAAUUAUAGCAUUAGAAGUAGAACUCCCGACUAGAAGCAUGUACCUGCAGAUUAUUGAAAAGGCUUAAAACUUAAAAUGCUGCAGUUUCUAUGUUAUGUGGCUAAUCUCAUCACAAAUACCAUAUAAAUUUAACACAACAGUAAAUUUGAUAAGUACCUAAAUUGAUGAUUUUAUUAACGGCCUAAUGGGGCUAUGCAAAUGAAUAGGUUUUCAGCUUUUUUUCCCCCUAUGAAAUAAGUUAUCAUACCAGAGAUGGGUUAGCUUUACUUUAUGCCGCUAGGAAUUUUAAGUUCUAGUUAAUAAAUUGAACUAAUUGUAAACAAAUUAAAAAUAGAUUUAGUUAGAUAAAUAAUUUGAACAAAUUUUCAUAUAAAUUAUAGAAGGUAUUAUCAUUACAGUUACACUGUAAAUAAGGUUUCUCUAAGAAAACCAUUUGAAAAUUUGUAAAGUUAUGAAAACAAUAUACCCAGUAGAAGAAUGUCUUGCAGUAACAUAUGUUGAGUCUCAGAAGUGUACCAAAAUUAUUAUUUUGCCAUGUCAUUUGUAUAGGUAAAAGUGACAACCCAGCUGCCAAGCACUUAGCUAAAGAAGUAAGAGAAAGUAUGAGCAGAUCCAAAACAUUUGCAAUCUCUGACUCUUCUUAUAGAAGUAAAGGUGAUGAGUUAGGUAAGGCUUCUUGAUAAAAUUUCUUAAUGUAAUUACCAUGUUGAGCUUAAACAAAUGAAGUAAAAUCAUAUUUAUUCUAUAUUUCAGCCUACAAACGAGCAAACACAGACCUGAAUCAACCUUUUCCAUUGCAAUAUGACAAAAUUAGGACAAGUUCUAUCUCCACAGCUAAUAAAGCAAGUAUAAGGCCUGCAAUCGACAGUGACAAUGAAGAUGAAAGUGAAGACAGUAAUGGCUUCUAGAAAAAUCUUUUUCAAGUAUUUUAACUAGAUGUUUAGGCUGUAUUAUGAAUGAUAAAUUACAUAUAUAAAGGUUUUGUAAAUCGGUGUAUGUCAAAUCCUUUUACUUGUACAGUCGUGUAGUACAGUACAAAAAAUUCACAAAAACUUGUAAAAAAAGAAAAAAGCAACACAAAAUAAUUUGGCAUAAUUUAUUUUUAAUAACCUUUUAAAAUCGCAACUUUUGGAAAAACCACUUGUUUUUGCCAGUUUUGUAUCUGUUGAGAAAAAUAAAUAUGUUUUGAAUUAGGAAAUGUCUUUAUUAUUUAAAGUUCUUGUUCUUUUUCAUCUAUAUCUGGUACUAGUAUGACUAUGGUGUGAGUUCAGCUACAAAAACUUUUUGAGCAAACUCCAAUCUUGUUUGAACACUAUUUUAUUAUGUGAGCUGCAAUGAAUACAAUUUUUAUUAUCAAAGUAAUUUAAAACUGGCAGAUUUUUUUUUGUAAAGAUAAUGAGUUCAUCUGGCCUUACAAUUAAAAUA
Messenger RNA from Lymnaea stagnalis (great pond snail), 15210 nucleotides. NCBI's taxonomy places the organism in Eukaryota, Metazoa, Mollusca, Gastropoda, Lymnaeidae. The record is from the annotation of a GenBank genome assembly.